AUGCUGAAAACAAUGAAAUUGUAUACUUCUUUAAAUAUUUUUUUUUAUGACAUAAUCUAAAAAUUUAAAUUCUCUAAAGAGUGGUUUGCUUGAAAGCAGAAAGCUGAAAUAAUUAAAUAUGUUAAUGAGACAUAUUUUUCAGGAAAGACACAAAAAACUCAGUUAGAGUUAAUUUGACCAAUUAUUCAAAGUCUGAGCAGACGAUAGACAUUCUUCAAAACAAUGCUAGCCAUCCUAAUGCUAUUUCUAUGUGUCUUCUUCCUGAUAAAUCUAUAUUUUGCUAUGGCAAUCGGCCUCCAUCUGGAACAGCAUUAUAUUGUACCCAGAUAGCACUAUUAAACAGCUUUCAGAUGGAGAUCCGUCAAGAAAUAUGGGUGGUGUGUAUCAUGAUGGCUUUAUUUACUUAUUUGGAGGAUGUUAAUGCUUAUGGUAAUGCAUUGAAUAAAGCAGCAAAUAUGAAUUAUCAACUGAUAAAUGAUAUUAUCUUAUAGAAAAAUUUGCUGCAUGCUUUUUGCAUAAAUUUUUUCCAUAUUGAGUCAAUAUUAUAGUUCUUAAUUUAUUAAGAUAAUGAAAUAAUGAGAAAAAUUUUAGUAGAGAAUAUAAAAUUUGUCCUCUGAAUGAAGUUCUAA
Blepharisma stoltei is the source of this 629-nucleotide messenger RNA. Lineage: Eukaryota; Ciliophora; Heterotrichea; Heterotrichida; Blepharismidae. The record is from the annotation of a GenBank genome assembly.